UCCGGGCGGUGUCCCGGACCCGGAAGUGGAGUUGCCGAGUCACCGCAGUGGCUGAGCUGCUGACAGGAGGCGGCGGCGGAGGAGGAGGAGAGGCCAGACUUGCGGCUCGGUAGGGCCACAGCCGCGGUAGCGCCAGGCAAGCCCACGGAGCCACGCCGGCCUCAGCCCGCCCACGAACCUCUCGCUCACUGUCCACCCUUCUAUCCACCUGGCCGCCUGCCCGCCCGACUCAUCCGGGGCGGCCUAGUCUGCACCACCCGCCGGGCUCCUGGGGCCGCCGCCCCGCGCGGUCCCGUCGGCAUCCCUGGCCGCGCCCGGCCCCUGGCCAGCUCUCCCGCCGGCACCAUGAUGGAGGAGAUCGACCGGUUCCAGGUGCCCACCGCGCACUCGGAGAUGCAACCGCUGGACCCAGCCGCCGCCUCCAUCUCAGACGGAGACUGUGACGCCCGGGAGGGUGAGUCAGUAGCCAUGAAUUACAAACCAUCCCCGCUCCAAGUGAAGCUGGAGAAGCAGCGGGAGCUGGCCCGGAAGGGCUCUCUGAAGAAUGGCAGCAUGGGCAGCCCUGUCAACCAACAACCCAAGAAGAACAAUGUCAUGGCCCGGACGAGGCUGGUCGUCCCCAAUAAAGGCUACUCCUCGCUUGACCAGAGCCCAGAUGAGAAGCCACUGGUAGCUCUAGACACGGACAGCGAUGAUGACUUUGACAUGUCCAGAUACUCCUCAUCUGGCUACUCCUCUGCUGAGCAGAUCAACCAAGAUUUGAACAUCCAGCUGCUGAAGGAUGGCUAUCGGUUAGAUGAGAUCCCCGACGACGAAGACCUAGACCUCAUCCCCCCCAAGUCCGUGAACCCCACCUGCAUGUGCUGCCAGGCCACAUCCUCCACCGCCUGCCACAUUCAGUAGCGGGCGGGGCCGCUGCGGCUGCAAGGGGAGGCGCCAACACGGGCCAGGUUGGACCAGGCAGGGGCUGAUCCCUCCCUAGCUCGUCGUCGUGCCCCUGGCCCUACAUCCCUUACAGCCGCCAACCUCGUAACAGUCAUUGCUUCCUCCUAUGGUAGGACGUGUACCUCUGUGUGUUCAUGGAGCCGGAGAAACCAAAACCGGGUCUCUCUCUACCCCAGGGGCUGAAGAGGGGUGGGGGUUUCUUGUUCAGUUGCUUGAGGGACCUCCCCCAGCACCCUGUUCCCCUCUCCAAAGCCACAGUCUGGAGGUGGGGAGACCUGGAAGGCAGGGAGGCCAGCAGUAUGAGCUGGGAGAGGGAUCACAAAGCCAGGGCUUGACCCCACCUCAGCAAAGCCAUGAAUCCCCCAGACCCAGACUGACCAGCAAACAAGUUGGAAGAAAGAAAGACCCAAGGCAAUGGGGGUGGGUCCCAGAACCUGGGAGCCCUCUCUAUAUGACUCCUGUAAGCCAGUGUACCUUGUUGUGUUUUCCCUUCUUCUCUAGAUGGGAAGUCUGAUAAAGUUGUCCAAGGAGAUAUUGUCCCCCUCUCAUCAGAUCACUGCCUUCUUUUGCCUCUUCCUCCCAUUCACCCCUUUCCUUUUUCUCCAGGCGUGGUAUGACCUGUCCUCAUGCCCCUAACCAAUACAUCUAUCUCUCUGCCUUCCCUGUUCUCUUCACCAAUAACACUGGUCUCAGGUUGGAAGCAGGGUAAGGCUGGCCUCCAGUCCCCAUUCCCAACCCACCCCAGCCCAAGGUCUGAGAGUCUGGUUCCCAGUAAAACUCUUCAAGGAGCAAGCUUAGGAGGAUAUAGCAGCUGAGCAGCUGCAUGUACAUGAUAGGGAGCGCUUGGCAGAAUGUGUGUGUGCGCGCAUCUCAUGUAGGACCUGCCUCUCCAGGAUUCUGUUCCUGUCAUAUAUGUAGUGUCCACAGUGGGGAAGUGACUGUGGUUUUUUUACAGUGUGGGAGCCUGCUCAGCCAUGCAGUUGACUUGAGAUUCUGGCCUGGGUAUCAAAAGCCUGGGUUCUGACACUCUCUUCAUGUACUGUCUUACAGCAAGCCACAUGUUUUCUCUGGGCUUCAUUU
Urocitellus parryii (Arctic ground squirrel) is the source of this 2025-nucleotide messenger RNA. RefSeq names its product family with sequence similarity 219 member A (gene Fam219a). NCBI's taxonomy places the organism in Eukaryota, Metazoa, Chordata, Mammalia, Rodentia, Sciuridae. The record is from RefSeq and is a predicted model, not a curated record.